GUGCAGCGUGGUGAUGUAGUUAACACGCUGUGGUCCACCGCCAAAUUCAAAUUGUAAGGAAAAAAGGGGGAGAAAGGGAGCAGCUGCAGCAGAGGACCGACGAUUAUCACAAGUAUCUGUUCGGGGAUUAGACCUACCAAUCAAUAACCACAGAGAAAAAAAAAAUCAUGGAUGGGUUUGGAAGAGCUGUGGUUGGAGUCUGGCGGGCGCACACAGUCCUGGAUGAAUCUGAUGGAGCAGAGAGCUCCCCAGAAGUUCCUGAUCGUUUCCGUAAGAUGCCCUCCUCAUCCUCCCUCGGCUCCCUGCGGAUGUCCUUGCGGAAGCGGCUGCCGCUCCGGUCGGUCCAGGCAAACUCUCUCCCGGAAGCAUCAACCACAGAAAUCCAGAAGCAGCAGCAGCCCAAACCCAGCACGGCCCGCAAGCUCUCCCGCAGCGCCAGGAACUCCAUCAGCGAAAUGUGCCAGAGGUUUCAAAGGACCAGAGAGUUUUCACGCGAGGAGUGCUUGGUGGCCACCCCGGGUCGAGACCCAGAAAUUGCAGGUGCAUCAUCUUGCACUCCGCGGCGUACUCCUCGUCGAGCUGCAACACCCAGGCGCACCCCUAGAUCUGCUGCCAAACCCGGCCGCACGCCGGGGUCUAGAGAACGAAAGACCCCUGAAGCGUCUGUACGUGGGGUGAGAACGGGGAGAGGCAGGAGGCAGCUGGUCCGAAUGGCUGCGCUGCGAAGUCCCUUUUCUUCCCCAAACACAGAGAACCAGAGAAUAAAAUUUGACAAAGAUUUGGAGUCUGUUUCCAGUGGAAUCAGAAGGCUCAAACAUCUGUCCAAGGCUUUUGAUGACAUAAUCCGAAGAGAGGACAGGGAGCUCACACAUCCCCUGAUUGUGGAGUAGGAUCCAAGGCCUGGUUCAAGCAACUGUCCUGGAGGGGCGAUGAUGAGAAAGUUGGACCCCAGUGGGAAACUCAGUCGGUCCAACCUCGCGCGCCGCGCAUCAAAUCUCUCAAACACACUGGGAGGAUGGGCCAACACAGCUGUGAACACUAUCCGGAAACCAAACUGAAGCACACAGAGCCUUCAGUAGCCAUGUUUUAAAGGUGUUAUUGUGGCGUCACUGUUACAUGUACUGAGAAACUUUCCUAUAGCUGCUUGAUUUUUGUCUUCUAUGUGUGUUUAGCAUUAUUUGUGAGUCUUGUGUUUACAUGUCUCAGGUUAGCUCUGUAGGGUGAACAUCCUCAUAACUACCAAAGGGAUUGUGAUGUUUAAACAAUAUAUUUUAGUUACAUAUCCUAACUAGUAUAAAGAAAUGCUGCACUAUAUUCAGACUGUAGCUGUAAAACUAACACUAAGUGUUCUGAGAGAGUACAGGUGGUUUGUCUUUACAAUAUAUGUGUAUGUAGAAAUCCUUAUGUUUUAUAUUCCUUUUAAUAAACCAAAAUUUUAUAUUUUUCCUUUUUUAUACAUGUGUAACGGGACCUUUUUUUUUAUAUAGCCUGGGUAAUAUUUAAAUGGACACUUUCUAGCAGAGGUUGUUGCUUGCAAUGGUCUGUGAAUGAUUCAUGCUCCAAUACAGUACACAUAAAUCAUCAGAUAAUGUGAUGGGGGGGAGAGUUAAAGGCUCAUUACCAGAUGAUGGCAGUGAUGAUGAUGUUAUGAAGAAAAAUCCAGUGAGUUAUUAGUGUAGUGACAGCCUCAAAUGAAGCAAAACGCUUUUUUUUUUUCUUCGCUGUGCUUCCUUUUUCUGAAUUAAUGGGGAAGAAGGGAGAAUCUGUGCCUAACUGUGAAAAUGAAUUGGACAAUAAAAACUGCAAGUCAACAA
Molecule: messenger RNA, 1814 nt
Organism: Xiphophorus hellerii (green swordtail)
Lineage: Eukaryota; Metazoa; Chordata; Actinopteri; Cyprinodontiformes; Poeciliidae
Gene: pimreg
Product: PICALM interacting mitotic regulator
Exons: 6
Coding region: 168-890 (240 amino acids)
Source: RefSeq, a predicted model, not a curated record